Puntigrus tetrazona (Sumatra barb) is the source of this 2268-nucleotide messenger RNA. RefSeq names its product lymphotoxin-alpha (gene tnfsf14b). The coding region runs from base 234 to 956 and encodes 240 amino acids. NCBI's taxonomy places the organism in Eukaryota, Metazoa, Chordata, Actinopteri, Cypriniformes, Cyprinidae. The record is from RefSeq and is a predicted model, not a curated record. Gene Ontology annotation, molecular function: tumor necrosis factor receptor binding. Gene Ontology annotation, cellular component: membrane. The transcript is spliced from 6 exons. Gene Ontology annotation, biological process: immune response.
CGCGAGCGAGCAGCAGUGGGCGGUCAUCUCUCUCUCUCUCUCUCUCUCUCUCUCUCUCUCUGUGAGUGUGUCUGGGCUCAGUGAAGCUCAGGGUCAGAGGAUGUCAGGUCUCUCUCAGCAGGCUCUGAAGCUCAGGUGAUGUUGGUGUGUUUGCUGAGCUCGGUGAGGAUGGACUCUCACACACUGCACUGAGUUCUUCACACACUCUCCGGGGGACUGGGAGGAGCAGCAUCAUGGCAGAGGCAGCGGAGAGCGCCAGUAAAGACAUGAAGGUGUUUGUGGUGGACAGCCAGGCGUUCCCUCCUCAGGCGUCUGUCCGGACGGACGGCCCGCGGCUCUCCAUCAUCUACCUGCUGCUGGCCGUGGCUCUGCUGGGCGUCUUCAUCGAGGCCGGGUUCAUCUGGCAUCUCUACAGCAGGUCCUCGACAACAUCGGAUAUCCAGAAAGUGGAAUACAGAAAAGGAGAGAGCUACUCGUUUCCCAGACGUUCUGAUGAUUUUAAUGAAGCUUUACCUGCAAAGUCUCCCAAAGCUGACAGCAAACCGGCAGCAUUUCUGCAAAUCGCUUCGCCCGCGUCCGGCGGGAACGGCGUCCUGCGCUGGAGGGCUGACAGCUUCCCCGUGUUCACGAGGGGUCUGGAAUACAAGAACAACAGCCUGUACAUCCGGCAGGACGGGCAUUAUUACAUCUUCUCCAAGAUCGCUCACCUGGAGAACUGCAACUUCUUCAAGCAUCAGGUCAUGCAGUGCACGGACAGGUACAGCUCCAAGGCCAUCGAGCUGAUGCAGAGCUCCAGGUUCAUCUGCCUCCCGGAUAAAUCCCAGUGGAGGAGCAACAGCUACCUGGGCGGCGUCUUCCAGCUGUCUAAAGGGGACAGUGUGUUUGUGAGGGUCAACAACAGCUCGCAGGUGCACAGCGAAGCGUACGAGAACUUCUUUGGUGCCUUCAUGAUAUAAGUACUGACACACUGCACACAGGUUCUCAUUCCAGCUUUUAAGUAAUAUUUGACAUAUUUUAUGAAUGUUUGCAAUACAGAAUUGUGCUAUUUUUAUCUUUAAGUGAAUAAAAUAUAUUUAGCAUGUACUGCUGAAAUCUGACCCUCAGAUCAGAUGUCAUUUCUCUUUUAAUCUUUAAUCAAGGGUUUUUUUGUAUUAAUAUUUAAGAAAACAUGUUUUAGAUGCAAGUUAUGUUAUCUAUCUCAGUAUAUAUACAUAUAUAUAUAUAUAUAUAUAUAUAUAUAUAUAUAUAUAUAUAUAUGUAUGUGUGUGUGUGUGUGCAUGUGUGUGUGUGACAGAUUUUUCUAUUAAGCCAGGAAUGAUUAAGUAAAGAUCAUGUUCCUUGAAUACAUUUUGUAAAUUUCCAACUGUAAAGACUUCUUGUUUAGUAGUAUGCACUGCUAAAGACCUCAUUAGGACACUUUAAAGGCCAUUUUCUCAGUAUUUAGAUUUUCUUUACACACUUAAAUUCCAGAUUUUCAAAGUUGUAUCUUACCAAAUUGUCCAUACGUCAAUGGAAAGGUUAUUUAUUCAGCUUUUAGGUUAUUUUUGUGGUCCGGGGACCAAUUUAUGAUUACCGGUCAUAGUCACCCUGCAGGGCCAGGUUUGUUUUUCUUGGUUCUCUUCUCAUCGUGGAGCAUCUUUCAGUUAGUCAGCUCUUUCAGUACGGAGGUAUUUUAUCACCACAGUAAGCCAAGAACAUUUCACCAAAAAACGAAAGUUUGCAGGCCACCCAAGACACUGAGGAGCCUAAAAAAGAGCAGUGGAACCUCUGCGGUGAAUGGGUGCCGUCAGAAUGAGAAGAAAACAGCUGUUAAAAAAUCACAAUAAUCUACAGCACUCCGGUCCAUAAGGUCAAAAAAUCAAUCUCCUGUUGCCUCUCACAUCAAAGUCCAGCGGUGCUUCAUCUGGGCAGAUUUCUCUCCUGAUUCAGAUCAGAAACAACAUCAUGGAUUAUAGAUUCAUGUUUUCACGAUUUGUUUCUGCUUGAGACAUUACCUGCUGGACUGGAGUGAACUAUUGAGGGUAUUUUCGGACUCCCUUUCCGGCGGCACCCAUUCACUGUAGUUACAUUUUUGAUGGCCUGAGAACACUUUUGUCCACUUAAACUUUCUGGGUGAACUAUUCAGCGAGACCACACACUUGAAGCGAUCGUGUCCUGCUGAGAAAGUGAGGCGUUGUGUGUUGUUAUUUAUAAAAGUGCAUACUGUAUUUUAAUACUGACUGGAACGUGCAUUAAAUGUGUAUCAUAAUAAAAAAAAAUAUAUUGCAA